AUGAAAGAGAAAUACGGCUUUAUUAAUACGUGUCUGAAGUCACUGGUCAUUGAAAGGUUUGGAGAAGAGACAUGGGAAAAUUUGAGAUUAAUGGCUGGUGUCCAGGAGACAUUUAUGACCUAUGAAAUCUACGACGAUGUCAUCACUCUUCGUUUAGUGCAAGAGGCUUGUAAAAUGCUGGAUGUCUCCUCCGAGGUGGUUUUGAAGCUUUUCGGAGAGUACUUUUUCAGCUUUUGUAAGAUGUCCGGAUAUGACACUAUGCUGCGAACACUCGGUGGAAACCUGGUAGAAUUCAUUGAAAAUCUUGAUGCUUUACACAGUUAUUUGGCAUUAUCUUAUGAGGCCAUGAAUGCUCCGUCCUUUCGUGUGGAGCGGAUGGAUGAUGGCCGAAUUCUCCUUCACUAUUACUCAGAUAGGAAAGGGUUACAUCACAUCGUGCCAGGUAUUAUCGAGGCUGUGGCAAAGGAUUUCUUUGACAGUGAAGUUAUGAUGACCAUUCUAAACCAGUCAGAAGAGGAUGAGCGCACUGGAAAGAAGGAACAUGUGGUUUUCCACAUGGUACAGAAGGAAAAGGUGACCAAAAGAAAGGCUCAACCAAGACAGAAAGGCAGCACUGAGGAAAUACAGGCUGAGAAAGAGGACAAGGAAGAGACAAUGAAGAGAAUGAUGGCCAGGUAUGCCUGCCUGCAGCUGUGUCCAAGGAAACGAUCUCCAUGGGAGAUUGUGAGGAGCAUUGUUAUGUUGGGCCAAGGCAAUCUGCGACAAUCGUUCACUCCCAGCUACCCAAAAAGACUUUGGAUUGAAGAACAAGCCUUCUGUAAUGCUUUUCCCUUUCACAUUGUUUUUGAUCAAGAUCUGGUGGUGAAGCAAACAGGUGUCAACAUUCAGAAGUUUGUUCCCGGACUGCAGACCGCAGGUAUCCGUCUGGAUGAGUACUUUACCAUCGUUCACCCAGAGGUCAUCUUCAACAUCCAGAGCAUCAAGAAGUUCAUCAACAGCCAAUUUGUGCUGAAAACCAGGAGGGAAAUGUUACCGGAGAUCCACCAAAACCAGUCCACACUCAAACUGAGAGGACAGAUGAUGUGGAUGGAGUCACUCAACUGCAUGAUCUAUCUGUGCUCUCCUAAGCUACGAAGCCUCCAGGAACUGGAGGAGAGGGGUCUCCAUCUGGCCGACAUCGCCCAGCACGACACCACACGAGAUCUGAUCCUGCUCAACCAGCAGAGGUUGGCGGAGAUCGAGCUCUCCAAUCAGCUAGAAAGGAAGAAGGAGGAGUUGAGAAUCCUCUCACGCAACUUAGAGAUUGAAAAGCAGAAAUCAGAAAAGCUUCUUUAUGCCAUGCUGCCGACACACGUUGCCAACCUGCUUAAAGAGGGCAAAAGGGUAGAGGCAGGUGAGUUCAAAGUGUGCACCAUCCUUUUUAGUGAUGUGGUCACAUUCACUAACAUCUGCGCAGCCUGUGAACCUAUUCAAAUAGUCAACAUGCUCAACGCCAUGUACUCCAGAUUUGAUCGACUUACAAACAUCCACAAUGUCUAUAAGGUGGAAACUAUAGGUGAUGCUUACAUGGUGGUUGGCGGUGUGCCCGUUCCUACAGACACUCAUGCAGAGCGGGUGGCAAACUUUGCCCUCGGUAUGAGAAUUGCUGCGAGAGAAGUAACCAGCCCUAUCACAGGACAGCCCAUACAGAUCAGAGUAGGCCUGCACACCGGUUCAGUUUUGGCAGGUGUUGUAGGUGACAAAAUGCCACGCUAUUGCUUGUUUGGAGACACGGUCAAUACAGCCUCUCGGAUGGAGAGCCAUGGAGUUCCUGAUCACAUACACCUGAGCCCCUUCACAUACAGUCACUGUAUUUACAUAUAUGAUUUUGUUGAAACUAUCAUUUGCACAGAAGUAAGUCCUGAAGACACAGACGGUGGGCAGAAAGAGGAAGAGAAAAAGGAGGAAGAAGUUGAAAACCCGAAAAAUCACAUAUCAUCACCAUCUCUCUGUCCAGGCAAAAUCUCCCCCGAUCAUUUAAUUCAAUUCGAUGUAACGCCAGCAUACGAAAGCCCCACUGACUUCAAACAUUUACACAAUGGUCUUCAUUCAGACAGCAUUAGUACUAAGUUCUGCUCGAUACUUUAGUCCAACAUCACUGAAUUAAACCCAAUUUUAAGAAGAUAGAAUUUCAGAGGGCCAGUAACACAAAUCAACAGCUGUAAUCUAAAACUCGCAGCACCAUGUGCCAUGUGCUGUGUAUAAUGUCUGUUUUUCCCAGCUCUACAAGAAACAGUGGGGGAUUUCUACUUUGUGGACACAGAUUUGUCAUAUGGGAAAGGCAAGUCUCUACGCUGAUUCCCAGUGCUCCUCGUGCAGCCUGGCUUCAUUUGCACCUGCUGGUUGCCCGCUGGUGAUGGCCAGCAGUAGAACCACCCCUGGAGAAAGCUAAUCUCCCUCUGGAGAAAUUAAUCACUUAUUAUAGACUGUUUUCAUGUGGAAAUCAGAUGGCAAACACAGAUGACCAGAGGUAGAUAAACAUAUGGUUGCUGUAUAGCGAUCAAAUUUUCGUUUGAGGUCAUCUGCAGUCUGUUAGGCAACAUGGGAACUAAUUAUUCACUGUGCCCAA
This is a messenger RNA of Sinocyclocheilus anshuiensis, 2608 nucleotides long. RefSeq names its product guanylate cyclase 1, soluble, beta 2 (gene gucy1b2). Gene Ontology annotation, cellular component: guanylate cyclase complex, soluble. Lineage: Eukaryota; Metazoa; Chordata; Actinopteri; Cypriniformes; Cyprinidae. Gene Ontology annotation, molecular function: heme binding; guanylate cyclase activity. The coding region runs from base 1 to 2127 and encodes 708 amino acids. Gene Ontology annotation, biological process: cGMP biosynthetic process; response to oxygen levels. The transcript has 14 exons. The record is from RefSeq and is a predicted model, not a curated record.